AUGUCCUCCAUCCGCUUCAUCUGCCAUGGCUGCCGCCAGCCCCUGAAGCUGGUCCGGACCACGGAGGCCCCUGGCCUUGACGUUGGCCAAGACCCUGGAGCUUCAUACUUCCCCUCCGCUCAGGGGGAGCCGGGAGACGCCCCGGAGGAAGGCUCUGCCUCCAGCCUGGAGACCGACCUUGAGGAGCUGCAGGCCUCCGCCUGGCACAUCCUUGGUGAUGGGGAGCUGUCUGGGGACCGCCCCACCAACUUCACCCUGCUCGGCAAGCUGGCCGCCGGGAGGACCCUCAGCAGCAUCCAUAGGACGGAGACGGGGCUCUGUGACAUCCUGUCCGGGGAAGAGCUGCGCCACCCCCUGUGCGAGGACUGCACGGACAGCCUCCUGCAGCAGCUGGACCGACAGCUCAGCAUCUCGGAGUCCGACACUCAGACCUACCAGCGCUGCCUGGAGACCAGGCGUGGAUGCGGCGAGGACGCCGGGGAGACCCUGCAGCAGGAGCUGGAGGUGCUGGAGCUGGAGGAAGCGAGGCUGGUCCAGGAGCUGGGGGAGGUGGAGAAGAGGCGAGACGGGGCGGCCGUGGCCCUGGAGGCUGCCCGUGCAGAGACGGAGAGGCUGGAGCAGCAGGAGAGACGGUAUCCCCGGGACCUCGGGGUGCUGCAGUGGCAGCAGCUGGAGCUGCAGGACGAGCUGUGGAGCCUGGAGGACCAGCUGCGCCACGCUCGGGCCCAGCUGGCCUGGCUGACCAGGACCGACGCCUUCAAGGCCACGUUUGAGAUAGGCUGCAACGGCCCCAUCGCCGUCAUCAACGGCUGCAGGCUGGGCUGCGUGCCCACCGUCCCCGUGAGCUGGGGGGAGAUCAACGUGGCCUGGGGGCACACGGCCCUGCUGCUCGCGAGCCUGGCGCGCACAGUGGGUCUGCGGUUCCAGAGGUACCAGCUCGUCCCCCGCGGGGACCACUCCUACCUGCGGUCACUGACCCCCAAGGACCCCUUGGAGCUGCCCUUGUUCUGCACCGGGGGGAAGAGCUCUCUCUGGGACAGCAAGUUCGACCGGGCCAUGGUGGCCUUCCUGGACUGCAUGCAGCAGUUCCACGAGGAGGCCCAGAAGGCCGAGCCGGCUCUCUGCAUGCCUUACCGGAUCCACGCCGAGCGGGGCCAGAUGGAGGACCCGGGGUCCGGCAAGUUCUACUCCGUCCAAACCCACCUGCACACGGAGGAGCAGUGGACAAAAGCCCUCAAGCUCAUGCUGACCAAUUUCAAGUGGAGUCUGGACUGGGUCUCCUUGAGGUACCGUCCCCAUUAA
Messenger RNA from Pipistrellus nathusii (Nathusius's pipistrelle), 1302 nucleotides. The record is from the annotation of a GenBank genome assembly. NCBI's taxonomy places the organism in Eukaryota, Metazoa, Chordata, Mammalia, Chiroptera, Vespertilionidae.